UAAAGGCUAGACAGCUACCGUCUAUAAACUUUGCAAUCUAGGAUGCAAUUUGACAAAUAUUUUCAAGUUUGAAGUGUAUGUACUGACUUUUUACAUCAAUUUUAAUGAUAUUUACAUUAUGAUAUUCGUCCCGUUCUUCGAGAAAAUGUAAUGUAUAGAAAUAAAACAGAUCAUGACGGACUACUCUGUAAUAUUAAUAAGAUAUAACUUAAUUAUUAUAUUGUUUCUUAUAAUUUUUACCGACUCUUUACUACAGUCGGGUUACGAAGACGAAAAUAUUAUGAAAAUAGUAAAAAGAAAUUUGCUAUGCAGAGAAAAGGAAUACCUAAAAACUAGACCUUUAAGUGAAAAUUUAAAAAGCUUUAUUAGAAGAGUAAAAAGGGAGAACAAGUAUUCGAAAGUGAAGAGAAAUAGAGGCUCAAUACAGGAUAACAUGUACGUAUUACGCGGUGGUGAUAUAAUUCCAUUAAAGCAACUUAACGUUAGGGAUACAGGGGAAUAUAAAGACAUUACGCAAAAAGGCGACAAUGUCCUGCAAGGAAAAUUUACCGUAGUACCAUUGAUAGUGCCUAGAGAAAAUGCUAGUACCGAUGAUGUUCAAACCACGUGUAUUUAUGACGAAGAAAAUACCACAAUUAGUACAACUGCUACCGCAAAUAUAUCUGCGAUAGAAAAAGUCACCGAUGAAUAUGAUAUGGUACCAGUUGAAGCUACGACAAAAGGGGAACUAUUAGGGAAAGUCAUCAAAGAUAUUAAAGAAUUGGUGACUUUCGAAAAAAAGUCCAGACCGCAAGGGGAAGCCAGUCUUUGCAACGUGACCGGCGAUUGGGACAGUUUUGCUGGAGGAAUGCAAAUUAGAGUCUCGUUUGGAUUCGGGAUACCAUCCAAGUCACCCAAAAUAUCAUUGGUUACAUUAGAACCGCCGAGAGAAGGGUUCCUAACUGAUAAUAACUGGAACGCUACGGGUAUAGCACCGUUCCCGAAUUCUUCGAUGAUAUCCUUUACAGUUGUGUCUACAACAACUAAAAAACUUGCCAUGUUUCUCGGUGAAUGCCGUAUUUGCGAGGGAGCGGAAAGCAUCACGGGCUUCUGGAUGUUGAGACGGAGAUCAAAGAAUUGUAAAGACAGGGAAGAAGCUAACGCUUUCUUCAGCGAUGUCCUCAGGAAGAACAACGUCAGACGGUUGCAGCACGAACAUCUUGAUGAGCUCGUUUCUACAAUUGUACCACUAGAGCGGAAAUAA
Messenger RNA from Psylliodes chrysocephalus, 1243 nucleotides. The record is from the annotation of a GenBank genome assembly. Lineage: Eukaryota; Metazoa; Arthropoda; Insecta; Coleoptera; Chrysomelidae.